UGGCUAAUACGUUAGGUGGCGUUUUAUACUGCGUUCGUAUACUGUUGUUGUUCCAAAUCGGUCAAAUCGGAAUCCAAAAGAAUCCAAAAUCAAAUUACCAGAAACCAGAACCAAAAAACCAGACCGAACUUCAAGAUGUAAAUUGAAAUUUGUGUUUUCUUUGGAUAACAGCUAUUAUCACAAUUGAAAAUUUGAUUGUUCUUUUUUUUUUGCUCAACAACCAAAUCGAAAAAAAAUUCGUGUGAAAUCACCAACGAGUGAAUUUUUAAAGAGAAAAAAAAUGGCUCAAAAUCUUUAUUAUUCAUUAUUGUUUGGAUUUUUGAUUUUUUUUACUACAUUUUUGAUUUCACAAUCAUUCGAAUGGAACAAUCAAAUACAAUUGACAAGAAAAUUAAGUCCAUUACGUUCAUAUAAGGAUGGUCAAUUUUUUCGUUUUCAAAUACCACCCGACUUAACUCAGGCUAUAUUUCGUUUGAAUGCAUCACAAUCUGAUCAACCAAUCAAUGUAACAAUGAUGAUGAUACAAAAUUAUCAUUAUUCUGCAUUGAAUAUAACACAUUUAUCAAAGGAUAAAGAUCCUUUAAUCAAUGUUUCAUCGACUACAGAUUACAAUUGGCCACCAUUACCUAGUUGGAUUAAUCAAACUAAAAUAGCUAAUUAUACGGAAAAAAUCAGAAAAUUUUAUCGAUCAAUAUUAACAACAGCAUGUCGAAAACCAUUAAAUGUUAAAUUCUAUCUUCGUUGGAGUUCAUUACCAUUAUUAUCGGUGAAAAAUGCAACCAUACCUGAUAAUUUUAUAUUUAAAAAUUCAUCGGAUCAAUAUGUUGUUGAUUUAAAAACAGAUGGUAAAAUUGUUGAAUUAAAUCUUACUAAUCCAUUACCCGGUGAUUGGUAUGGUAUGGCAUUUAUUAAUAAAACUAAUGAUAAAAUAUCACAAAAAGGUUUAGAACAUGAAUGUUAUUAUCAAUUUAAAUCAAGUCUUUCAUUUUUGAAUGAUCCGAUUCAAACAAAUCGAAUAACUGUAUUAACACCAUCACAUACUAGUUCGUUGAAACAAUCAUUGAUCAUUGAUCAACAGAAUAUUCAACCAGAACUUUUUUAUAAAUUCUUUCUUAAUCUACAAGAAUCAAAUGGUGUUAAAAUUGUAAUAACAAACUGCCAAUAUCGACCAUCAUCAUCAUCACAGUUAUCGGGUGUUAAUAUUCGUCAUCAUCAAUCUAAUCAAUCACCAUCAUACCAAUCAUCAAUAUUAAUGAAUAAUAAUGGUUAUGAUCAACAAUCGAUAACAACAAAUAAUAAUUCUACAUCUACAAUGAUGAAUAUGACCAAUAUAAUCUGUCCAAUUGAAUUAAAUUUUCGAUCAUUUGCACUGCCAAAUUCAACUAAUCGAGAUUAUACAUUCAAAUGUCAAUCAACAACACCAACAACAACAACAACAACAAAUCAAACAAAUGUUGAAAUCAAUAAUAAUAAAUGUAUUAUUGAUUUACCUAGUUUUGUACCGAAUCAAUGGAAUUAUUUACAAAUUGUAUCAACAUUGAAUCAAAUGAUCAAUAAGAAUGAUGAUUAUCAGAAUAAUAAUAAUCAUCAUUAUCAUCGAUCACAACAGAAAACAAUAUUCGAUCAACAACAGGAACCAUAUCGAACAAAAUUAAUGUUUGGCUCAAUCAAUUUUACUAUACAACUUCUUGCCGGGCAAGAAGCAUUCCUUUAUAAUUAUUUUAAUGAUCAAAAUUGUCAACAAAUUGGCCAAAAUCAAUCACCACCAAAUCAAUCACCACCAAAUCAAUCACCACAAAAUCCACAACAACAACAACAGCUAGCAAGCACAACAAUAUCAUCAAAUAUAAUGCUAUUGAAUAAUUAUAAUUUCCUAACAAAUAAUAAUAAUAAAAAUAAUGAACAAUUAUCAUCGUUGGUUGAUGAUAAUGAUGAACAUCAUAAUUCAAUUAUUGAUAAGCCGAUAAAUUUUCUAUCAACAAAUCAACUUUCAAAUAAACUUGGAACAUAUAAUAAUAUCGGCAAAAAUCAAAGUAAUAAUUCGAACAUACGACCGGCUGUUGGCCAAUAUCCAUCCAUUGUUAUUGAUACGGAUGUUGAAAAAUCAUCAACCGUAUCGAUGAUUAAUAAUAAUUAUGAUUCAAUGGAAUUUAAUGAUGAAGAUAACAAUGGUGUUGGUGUUGGUAGUGAUUUUAUCGAUAUUGAUCGUAAUCAAAUCAAUAAAAGAUCUGCUGAUCAAAAUCGUGAACGAAAAAAAUUGGAUAAAAAAGCUAAAGAAGAACGACGAUUGAAAAAACAAAAACAAAAAAAUCGUCAACGUAAUCGUGAUAAAGCAUUGGCUGAAAAACAAUGUCAAUUUGAACCAACAAAAAUAAUGGCUACAUUAGAUGAUGAUGAUUUGGUUAAUAUGACAACAUUUACAUGGUAUAAUCUAACACGUUAUCAAAGUUCGGAUGUUUUUACAUUCCGUUAUAGUCCAAAAAUAUUGAAUGAUGAAUCAUCGAAUGACAAAAAUCAAUCAUAUUCAAAUUCAAAUCAAUCGGAUUUUAUUGAAAUUGAUAAUGAUCGAUUUGCAUUGUUUAAUUUUACCAUCAUACCACAAUAUGAUAUUGGUGGUAAUUUACAAAUAGAUUUUGCCAUUUCACCAUGGACUAAUCAUAAUGAUACACAUCAAAAUGUAACGGCAAUACUUUGUUUAACGCACAAUCGUUUACCACCAUUAUCAUUAUCAUCAAAUGGUAUUCGUUUUGAUGAACAUUGUUAUGGUCAUCUAGUAUCGAAUACAUCACAAACAAAUUUUACAACAAUGGGAUCAUCAUUACAAUCAUUAAUAGUACCAUAUCCACAAUCUGGUACAUGGUUUAUUUCAAUUCUAGUACGAUGUUAUAGUAGUAAUGAUGAUGAUAUUGAUGAUGAUUUUAAUUCAUUAAUGAAUACUGAUUUCAGCACUACAAGCUGUGAUUAUUUGAAUAAAACAUCCAUUAUGAUUGAUAUUCAUUCAUCGGCUUGUUUAAAUAAUCGUUGUUUGAACAAUGGUAAAUGUCAACAAUAUUUAAAUGUUGGAUUACUUUAUUCAACAUGUUCAUGUCGUGCAGGAUGGAAAGGAUUAAUUUGCAAUGAUGGAAGUGAAGCAUUAUCAUCACAAAAAUUACUUACCAAUUUUCUUUUAUUGACUAUUAGUAAUGCAGCAUUUUUACCGGCAAUUGUUUUGGCUGCAUUUCGUCAUUAUUUUACCGAAUCGACUAUCUAUUUCAUUACAAUGAUCUCAUCGGCGUUAUAUCAUGCUUGCGAUAGCGAUUUUUCACAAUCAUAUUGUGUAUUAAGUGUUAGUCUAUUACAAUUUGCUGAUUUUUACACAGCAAUAUUAUCAUUUUUUGUUACAUUAUUAACAUUGGCUUGUUUAUCACCAAGAUGUAAAUCAUUUUUUCAUCUAAUGGGUGCUAUUUCUAUUGCUUUGAUUACACAAAAUGAUCGUACAAGUUUAUGGACAUUUGUUAUACCGGCUGGUUUAGGAACAUUAUUAAUGUUUUGCUGUUGGUGUUCACGUUGUUGUCGUAAAUCCUGUUAUCCACCGGUACGAUGUUGGAUAUUUUCCAUAUGUCCAGCUUUAAUUUUAACCAUUAUUGGAUUGAUUAUCUAUGCAUUUCUUGAAACACAAGAUAAUUAUCCAAUUACUCAUAGCAUCUGGCAUUGUGUUGUUGCAUUGGCAUUAUUUUUGGCCAUACCAUCGAUGCCCACACAAACAUCUUCGGAUAAUGAUGAUGAUGAUGAAGAACAUGUCCAUUUUAUGAGUUCAUCAGGUAGCUCAACACAAGGAGCAAGUGCAAGUGGUAAAGGUACAUCUAAAACUACAACAACAACUACAACAACAAAGUUAUAUGGAAAAGAUUUAAAAGAAUAUGAAAAUUUAAAUGUUGAAGAUUUAUUAGGACAAUUAUCGGCUGAAGAAUUAGAACAAUUAAGUUCAGAAGUUGAUCCAGAUGAUAAUCUAUUACCACCAUCACAACGUUGUAAAGAUCAAACAAAUAAAGAUCCAACUGGUCCAUUAAAACGAAGGCAAUUAUUAAAUUUUUUAACAAAAUUUGCUAAAGAACAAGAAGAUUGGCCUGAAAUUAAAAAAUUUAUUCCCGGUAUUAAAUUAGGCAAAGUAUGGGUACCAAAAAAAGGCGAUCCAAAAGGUGGUAUGGAAGAGAAAAUAAUUUUGGAUUUGGAAGAUGGUGCUGAAGAAGCAUUAGGUAAUGCAACUGAAGCUGAUUUAGUUGAUUUAGCCGGUAUACUUGGUUUACAUUCAAUGCUCAAUCAAGAUCAAUAUGAAGCAUCAAUAUUGAAUAAAGGACAACCAUUAGGAGAUAAAUUUGAAUCAAUUGUUAAAUCAACUAAACCGAAAAAACUUUUACCACCUGAACCGGAUAAUAUGACUGAUCCGGAAAAAACAGCAAAACAAGUGGCGGAAAAUGAUCCAAAUUUAACCAAUCUAAAUUGGAAUAAUAUUAAAUACAUACCACGUGAAACAUUUAAAAAAUUAUUUAAUGGUUUAAAGACCAAUACUAAUUUGAUUGAAUUGAAUUUAUCAAAUACCGGUUUGACUGAUGGUCCUGCUGAGAAAUUAAUGGAAGCAUUAAAAGAAAAUGAAUCAUUACGGAAAAUAAAUCUGGAAUCCAAUUACCUGUCCGGUCCUAUGAUACGUGAUCUAAUUGAAUCAUUAUUACAUAAACAAAAUGUUAUUGAAUUCCGUGCUGCAAAUCAACGUCCACAAAUAAUGGGAAAUCGUUAUGAAAUGGAAAUUGCCAAAUUAAUUCAACAAAAUAAAACAUUAUUAAAAUUAGGUUUGAAUUUUGAUGUACCGGAUGCACGACAUAAAGUUGCAACACAAUUACAAUCAAAUAAUGAUAAUUGUCGUCUUAAACGUUUGGCUUCGGUCGAAGGCUAAAACCAACUAAUCAAUCAAAAAUGGCAGCAAUUUAAAAAAUUAGUCAAAUUAAUUUGAUAUUUUGUCAACAAACAGUUGUGUCUUGUAGAAGUUUUUUAUCUCAAACUUUUAUUUUUUCCAUCAAAAUUUUUCAAAGUAAUUACGAUGCCGGUUUCAAACACAAAAUUCAUCAAUUUAAUACACAAAAAAAAACCAACUUACAAAAUUCAAGAGAUGAUAAUGAUAAGAUAUAUAGAAAUG
Dermatophagoides pteronyssinus (European house dust mite) is the source of this 5170-nucleotide messenger RNA. RefSeq lists its product as uncharacterized. The record is from RefSeq and is a predicted model, not a curated record. Gene Ontology annotation, cellular component: membrane. NCBI's taxonomy places the organism in Eukaryota, Metazoa, Arthropoda, Arachnida, Sarcoptiformes, Pyroglyphidae.